UCGGCCACCUGCUCCGGAGCCGGGGAGCCCGGGGCGCCAGCUGCCCGGGCGUCCGUCUGUCGGUCCGUGCGCCCGGGGCCCAUGGAGCUGCCGGCCAGCAACGCCAGCUGCCAGAACGGUUCCCUGAUCAGCCUGUACUGCUCCUCCCACCAAGUCCUGUGCCAGAUCGUCGGUGACCUCAGCCCCCAGGUGCCCAGCAAUGUCACCUCUCACAGCUGGAAGGAGAGGUUCAGGCAGAACUAUGGCUUCUACGUUGGUCUGGGUCUGGCCUUCUUGUCCAGCUUCCUCAUUGGCAGCAGCGUCAUCCUCAAGAAGAAAGGCCUUCAGCGACUGGUGGCCUCCGGGGCCACACGGGCCGUGGACGGAGGGUAUGGCUACCUGAAGGACGCCAUGUGGUGGGCUGGCUUUCUCACCAUGGCUGCUGGAGAAGUUGCCAACUUCGGGGCCUACGCAUUUGCCCCUGCGACCGUCGUCACGCCUCUGGGAGCGCUGAGUGUCCUCAUAAGUGCCAUCCUGUCCUCAUACUUCCUGGGAGAGAGCCUGAAUCUGCUGGGGAAGCUGGGCUGUGUGAUCUGUGUGGCUGGCAGCACAGUGAUGGUGAUACACGCCCCCGAGGAAGAGAAGGUUGCCACCGUCGUGGAGAUGGCUGCCAAGAUGAAAGACACAGGGUACAUCGUGUUUGCUGUGCUUCUCUUGGUGUUCUGCCUCAUCCUCAUCUUCAUCGUCGCCCCACGCUACGGACAAAGGAAUAUCCUUGUCUACAUCAUCAUCUGCUCUGUGAUCGGAGCCUUCUCCGUGUCUGCUGUCAAGGGCCUGGGCAUCACCAUCAAGAACUUCUUCCAAGGGAUGCCAGUGGUGCGGCACCCCCUCCCCUACAUCCUGUCCCUCAUCUUGGCACUCUCUCUCAGCACUCAGGUCAACUUCCUCAACAGGGCGCUGGACAUUUUUAAUACCUCGCUGGUGUUCCCCAUCUACUAUGUGUUUUUCACCACAGUGGUGGUUACCUCCUCAGUCAUCCUCUUCAAGGAAUGGCAGAGCAUGUCUGCAGUGGACAUUGUGGGCACCCUUUCUGGCUUUGUCACCAUCAUUCUGGGUGUGUUCAUGCUUCACGCUUUCAAAGACCUGGACAUCAACCAGACCAGCUUGCCCCACAUGCACAAAAACCCAACCCCCUCUCCCACCCCUGAGCCCACGGUCAUCAGACUGGAAGACAAGAAUGUCCUUGUGGACAAUAUAGAACUCUCCAGCACCCCAUCACCAGAAGAGAAGCCCAGAGUAUUUAUAAUCCAUUCUUAAAACUUGGAAUCAGUGAGUGAGAAGAUGAGCUCUACGGUACAGCCUGACCUCUCCAUUUCAGAGGCACCUGGUUAUUUUCGCCCCCACUGUUACCAGCGGGCUCUCUUUUCUUGAGACGUUCAUUUAUACCUCAUCACUGUUUCCAGAAGAAGGUUCCCUACCCAGUGAGUGGUGGUGGCAGAACUUUGUGGAAACAGCCUCAGCGACCAAAUACAUCGGUGCCAACAGGUCCCUUGGACCUCCCUUCCCACUUGUGUCCUCGGUGCCAUCCCUGCGUUGUGGGGAAGAAGGGAGAAUCUGACCCGUUGAAUGUAGCAAAGGCCAAGACCUUCCCUGAGAUGCUGGUUUUCGGGAAAUCCUUAGUUCUUGCUCUCCUGAGACUGAAUCCCAUUCCUCCGCCCAAGGAGGAAGCGUGUUGCUAGAGGCCCAGACAGCAGCUCCUCACGCCUCCCCAUCCAGGACUGACGACUGAUGUGAGACGUCCUGCUGCUUUUGCCACUCGGGCUCUGGGGACAAAAGCAUGACCUCGGCUGACCUUCUUACAGUGAAAACCACCUGAUGUCUCAGGGACCAUUUGCAGCAGCCCCGUUCCCUGAGCACUCCAACCUGGAGGUCAGCGUCUUAGUUUCCGUCCGUCCCCAGACCUGCCCCUUCUAU
This is a messenger RNA of Lontra canadensis (Northern American river otter), 1953 nucleotides long. It is a transcript of the gene NIPAL4, whose product is annotated as NIPA like domain containing 4. Bases 82 to 1296 code for a protein of 404 amino acids. Gene Ontology annotation, biological process: magnesium ion transport. Gene Ontology annotation, cellular component: membrane. NCBI's taxonomy places the organism in Eukaryota, Metazoa, Chordata, Mammalia, Carnivora, Mustelidae. Gene Ontology annotation, molecular function: magnesium ion transmembrane transporter activity. The transcript is spliced from 6 exons. The record is from RefSeq and is a predicted model, not a curated record.